UUUUUUUGGUUAAACUUUUGUCAGGUGCAACCACACGGUAUAUCUAGUGUAUAUCGUCACCAGUCACUGUAAUUUUCACAAAAAUAUCAACACAAUAAAUAAUAUAGCAAAACACACUCCUUCUCUGAAACUUUCCAUUAUAAAUUCACAAAAUUGUUUAAAGAUUCGUAUAAAUUGAUAAUCCAAAAUUGUAAAAGAUCUUUUUUUUAGCUCAUAAAAGAGCCUACAAUUAGUCAAUGGGUUCAAAAGCAGUUGAAGAUUUGAUUCAGGCUUCAUCAGGAGCUCAUUAUUCUGGAUUCCAUUUAGAAGAGCCACGUACUUCAGAGAUUGAGCAACCAACAACUUCUAUAGAUGAAAGUAUUAAGCAACCCUUUGUUAUAGGAGUUGCUGGAGGUGCUGCAUCAGGCAAAAAGACAGUUUGUGAUUUGAUUAUUGAUCAACUUCAUGAUCAGCGUGUUGUCCUAGUUAACCAGGAUUCAUUUUAUCACAAUUUGACACCAGAAGAACUCACAAAAGUUCAUGAGUACAACUUUGACCAUCCUGAUGCAUUUGACACCGAGCAAUUGUUGCGUGUGAUGGAGAAAUUGAAGCAUGGACAAGCUGUAGAUAUUCCAAAAUAUGAUUUUAAGAGUUAUAAAAAUGACGUAUUCCCCCUCAGAAGGGUCAAUCCUUCGGAUGUUAUAAUUUUGGAAGGCAUUCUCAUUUUUCAUGAUCCUCGUGUCCGAGAUCUGAUGAGUAUGAAGAUUUUUGUAGAUACAGAUGCUGAUGUACGUCUUGCAAGGAGAAUAAGACGUGAUACUGUUGAAAAGAAUAGAGAUAUUGCUACAGUACUAGAUCAGUACUCCAAGUUUGUCAAACCGGCUUUUGAUGACUUCAUUCUUCCAACAAAGAAGUAUGCUGACAUUAUCAUUCCCCGGGGUGGAGACAAUCAUGUUGCAAUCGAUUUGAUUGUUCAACAUAUCAGGACGAAACUUGGUCAACAUGAUCUUUGUAAAAUAUACCCUAACUUAUAUGUUAUUCAAUCUACUUUCCAGAUACGUGGCAUGCAUACAAUUAUCCGUGAUGAGCAGACGGAGAAAUAUGAUUUUGUGUUUUAUGCUGAUCGAUUGAUUCGGUUGGUUGUUGAACAUGGACUAGGCCAUCUGCCAUUUACGGAAAAACAGGUGAUCACUCCAACUGGAUCUGUAUACAGCGGUGUAGAUUUUUGCAAGAGGUUAUGUGGUGUCUCUGUAAUUAGAAGUGGAGAGAGCAUGGAGAAUGCCUUGCGUGCAUGUUGUAAAGGUAUCAAGAUAGGCAAGAUUCUUAUCCACAGAGAGGGCGACAAUGGUCAGCAGCUGAUCUAUGAAAAACUACCAGAAGAUAUUGCACAAAGGCAUGUCCUUUUGUUGGAUCCUAUCCUUGGCACGGGGAAUUCAGCAGUUCAAGCUAUUUCUUUACUGUUAAAGAAGGGAGUCUCAGAGUCCAACAUUUUAUUCCUCAAUCUUAUUUCUGCACCCCAAGGAGUACAUGUUGUGUGUACACGUUUUCCAAGAAUAAAGAUUGUGACAUCUGAGAUAGAAAGUGGCUUGAACGAAGAAUUUCGUGUUAUCCCUGGAAUGGGGGAGUUUGGUGACAGGUAUUUCGGUACAGAUGAUGUCUAAACAUAGACUGGUUACCCUUCUCUAGCUCUCAGUCGCGUGAGAGAUGUACCUUCUAAUGUCAACCCAAUCAAUAUUCUGAGGACCAUCAAGAAGAAAAGGAGCAAAGAUUAACCAACAAUGCGUUGAGCUUUGGAUAUUUUAGAAUUGUAUUUGACUAUAGUUGCUUCAGUAAUGCAAUUUUCAAACUAUUUUUACAUUUGAGUCGGACUAGUUUUUUUCUUAUGA
This is a messenger RNA of Lycium barbarum (goji berry), 1865 nucleotides long. Its product is annotated as uridine kinase-like protein 4. The transcript has 15 exons. The coding region runs from base 237 to 1640 and encodes 467 amino acids. Gene Ontology annotation, cellular component: cytoplasm. The record is from RefSeq and is a predicted model, not a curated record. NCBI's taxonomy places the organism in Eukaryota, Viridiplantae, Streptophyta, Magnoliopsida, Solanales, Solanaceae. Gene Ontology annotation, molecular function: ATP binding; kinase activity.